AUGGAUUUGUCCAACUGGGUCUUGGUGUUAAUGGAGUUGGCUGAGACAUGUGGAGUCAGCACCCUCCUCCAGGGCUUUGAGCAAGUCUGGAGGCUUCUUCUCAUUUGUCUUCUUAGCAGGCUGCUGUUCAAGUUGGGGGGUGUGUCAUCUAUGAAUCAUGUUGUGUCAAUGUUGGCGGGGAUGUACAGCCUUUUCCUCUUCUUUGACCUGCACAUGCUGUGGGUGAUCCUGCUCAGUCUGCUUUGCUACCUUGUUCUUCUUCUUGGCCGAAAAUCCAUCAGAAAAGGCCUCUUCCUCUCCUCUGCAAUUCUCGUUUAUCUUCUUAUUGGAGAGUUGCACCUAAUUGACACAGUGACGUGGCAUAAGAUUAGAGGCAGUCAGAUGGUGGUGGCCAUGAAAGCCAUUUCUCUGGCAUUUGACCUGGACAGAGGAGUAGUCAGCACUUUGCCCACUCCAAUCGAGUUCCUGGGCUAUGUUCUCUUUGUUGGCAAUGUAGUCUUUGGACCUUGGAUAAGCUAUGCAACAUAUAAGACUGCAAUUGUUGGCAGACAGCUGAGCUGGUUAUGGCUGCGCCAUUCCUCCCUCAGCCUCAUAAAGAGUCAGAUUUGUCUGCUGGUGUCGUCUUGCAUUGCACCAUACCUCUUCCUUUUUUUCAUUCCAAUCCAUGGAAAUACCUUUACACACAAAUGGCUUCGUGCCUAUGAGAACGCACUGUCAUUCCACUUCAGUAACUACUUUGUUGGCCACCUAAGUGAAAGCACCAGCAUGCUGGCUGGAGCUGGCCACACUGAGGAAAAAGACAACAUUAGGUGGGAAAUGAAAGUGGUCAAACCUCUGAAUGUGGAAAUCCCUCGCUCCAUGGUUAUGGUAGUGACAUCCUGGAAUAUUCCCAUGUCGCAGUGGCUCAAAACUUAUGUCUUCAAAAAUGCCAUGAAGCUUGGGACUUUUCCAGCCAUCUUGGUCACAUACACAGCGAGUGCUUUACUACAUGGUUUGAGUUUCCACCUAGGAGCUGUCUUGCUCUCUUUAGGCUUCAUCACAUAUGUGGAACAUGUCCUGAGAAAGAGGCUCGCUGCUAUCUUCAGUGCUUGUGUCCUGUCCAGACCUUGCCCCUCUUACUGUGGCCAUCAGCACAAGAAGGAGUACUGGGUGAAACUACUGAACAUUGUUUUUAGUUUCUUGGCCGUCUUUCACCUCACCUAUUUGGGCUCCAUGUUUGAUCCAGGUCUGGAAGAGGAAGUUGAGGAGGGUUAUGCUGCCAUCCACACAAUUCAGCGUUGGUCAGAUCUUAACUGGGCAAGCCACUGGGUGGUGUUUGUUUCCUGGAUCUUCUACCGUUUAAUCCUGUGA
Messenger RNA from Nerophis lumbriciformis (worm pipefish), 1350 nucleotides. The record is from RefSeq and is a predicted model, not a curated record. Lineage: Eukaryota; Metazoa; Chordata; Actinopteri; Syngnathiformes; Syngnathidae.